Molecule: messenger RNA, 962 nt
Organism: Gadus morhua (Atlantic cod)
Lineage: Eukaryota; Metazoa; Chordata; Actinopteri; Gadiformes; Gadidae
Gene: mzt1
Product: mitotic spindle organizing protein 1
Exons: 3
Coding region: 303-524 (73 amino acids)
Biological process (GO): mitotic spindle assembly; microtubule nucleation by interphase microtubule organizing center; gamma-tubulin complex localization
Cellular component (GO): spindle; centrosome; gamma-tubulin ring complex
Source: RefSeq, a predicted model, not a curated record
GUCAUUUGUGUUUGGUAGAGUAGGCGGGCUAUCAAAAGACUGUUAAUUUCACAUUCAGGAAUGAUUUCAUAAACACUGGGCUAAUUGCUGAGAUAACGAUUACUUUUCAAAUUUAUAGUGUAGUAAUAUAUUUGAACGAAUGGUGGACUUAUCUCAAGUCACUGUUGGUGUUUGUUAAGCCUUACGGUGGUGGUCCUGCUAGCUAGCCUGCUGGUCCAAGGUAUUAGCCAGCCCUCGAUAGGCACUAACCUGUUCAUAAGUCAACUAAUAAGUGAAUUAAAGUCUACGUCUGAACCUUUGCGAUGGCAAGUGGAGCCAAUGCAAACAUGACUGCUGUUCGGGAGACAAUGGACGUGUUGUUGGAAAUCUCCAGAUUGCUGAACACGGGCUUGGAUAUGGAGUCGCUAUCGAUCUGCGUGCGGUUGUGUGAACAAGGCAUCAAUCCGGAAGCCUUGUCUUUAGUCAUAAAGGAACUGCGCAAAGCAUCCGACUCAUUGAAGGCUUCUGACAACUCCACUAGCUGAAAAGGCAUCAGAUCCCGUUCCAGUCCAGUACUCCAGUGCAAAACAUUUCUCAAUGUGUUGUCAUGGGCCUUGUGUGCCCACUACAAAGGCCUAUCCCUGUCUAUGCCCAGUCCAUUUCUUUGUUUGUAAUUACACGGGACACGUUACACAUUUGUAUUGCCAUGGUUCAUAGCAUCACCCAAUGUAAAGAGCCUUACAACCUCAGUCUCUGCCCAAAAAUCUAACAACUAUGUUUUUGAUGUAUUUUUACAUAAAUUAUAACCCCCAUUUUGCGUCUGGAAUUGUGUGCAGAGAAAAUGUCUUGCACCUAGUAAGCAAAAUAUUUUUUGGUUUGUUUCCUUGUUGUUUUAUUUUUUUUCAUCCUUUAUACAUUUGUAGUGAAUUGUUAUUUUUAUUUUCAUGUAAACUUACAUGACAAUAAACCGUCACUAGAUGGCA